AUGUCAUCCACCGGGCAGCCGCCCGCGGGCGCGCCCCAGCCCGUGCCCGCGCCGGUUUUCGGCAGCACCGGCCUGGAAAAGCCUGGCGUGGGGUUCGUCUUCGUGGGGAUGGGACCUUACGCGCGGCAGCUGAAGUGUGAGACGGCCAUCGAGAGCCUGAGGAGGCACGCGGGCUGGGGCGGGCCCGUCUUUCUGAUUACGGACGCGCCGCAGUGCUUUGAGGGCGAGCGGUGGGGGGGGUGCGGCCUGAACGCGACGGUGGUGGCUGUGGAGGGCGAGGGAGACCUGGCCGCCGGUUUCACGGUGCCCAGCCUCACGGCCACCAAGGGGAACCGGCUGCGGAGCAAGAGCUACAAGAUGCGCAUUUUCGAGCUCAUCCCGGACCCGGCCAUCACCACGCUGGUCUUCAUGGACUGCGACAUCCUGUCGGCGGACGCCCCGGGGGGCUGCCUGGAGGCGUUCCUGGCCGAGUACGCCAGGGAAGACCGAUUUGACGCCGACCGGCGGAUUUGGCUGUUCCCGGAGAACGACGACACUAAGAUUCAGGGGGUGGUGCACUCGGGGUUCUUCGUGGCGCACAGGGAGUGGUCGGCGCCCCUGCUGGCGCGGUGGCACGAUCAGCUGAUGACGUUCACGGACCACGCGGACCAGGCUGCGUUCGUGCGGGCGGGCAUUACGGAGUACCGGUUCAUGGACGAGCCCAGGUACUUCUACAGGCCGAGGUGCGACCGGGACGACUGCCCCGCCAUGCCGCUGAAGUGCUUCAACCACAUCAACGGCGCGCGGUGCAUCAAGCAGGGGGCGGACUCCAUACAGACGUUCAUUGACAGGUGGGAGCUGUGCAGCCUGGGGGACGCGCAGUACUGCACGCCCCUGUACAUGGAGCCCUUCGCGAAGUCGUGGCUGCCGUACACGACCUGCCGGAAGAUGGAGGAGGGGCUGUUCGGGAGCUGGAGCGGCAAGAAAGCGCAGUCGAUGCGGGUGCAGUCGUGGUGA
This is a messenger RNA of Ostreobium quekettii, 996 nucleotides long. The record is from the annotation of a GenBank genome assembly. NCBI's taxonomy places the organism in Eukaryota, Viridiplantae, Chlorophyta, Ulvophyceae, Bryopsidales, Ostreobiaceae.